Chrysoperla carnea is the source of this 1179-nucleotide messenger RNA. RefSeq names its product eukaryotic translation initiation factor 3 subunit H (gene eIF3h). The record is from RefSeq and is a predicted model, not a curated record. Gene Ontology annotation, cellular component: cytosol; eukaryotic 43S preinitiation complex; eukaryotic translation initiation factor 3 complex. Bases 73 to 1077 code for a protein of 334 amino acids. Gene Ontology annotation, molecular function: metallopeptidase activity; protein binding; translation initiation factor activity. The transcript has 2 exons. Lineage: Eukaryota; Metazoa; Arthropoda; Insecta; Neuroptera; Chrysopidae.
CAUGAAGCUAGCCUUUCAAAGUGUAGUUUUGAAAGGUGUUUUAACUCAACGUGUUUGUUAAAUUGUUACAAUAUGGAUUUGGCGGCUCGAAAAAUUCGUGAUGCGGAUUCUACAAUUGCAUACGUUCAAUGUGAUGGAUUAGCUGUAAUGAAAAUGGUAAAACAUUGCCAUGAAGAAUCAUCAAGCAACAUGGAUAUCGCACAAGGUGCUCUUCUCGGCUUAGUUGUUGAUAAUCGUUUAGAAAUUACAAAUUGUUUUCCAUUCCCUAAACAUAAUGACGAGACAAUGGAUGAAGAAGAAUACCAAUUAGCCAUGAUGCGUCGAUUACGUCGCGUGAAUGUUGAUCAUUUCCAUGUUGGGUGGUAUCAAAGUGCAGAUGUGGGUAAUUUCUUAAGUCUUCCACUUUUAGAAUCCCAGUACCAUUAUCAGACCUCAAUAGAAGAAUCUGUUGUGGUUAUUUAUGAUACACAAAAAUCAGCUCGUGGUUUCUUGACUCUUAAAGCGUAUCGAUUAACUCCACAAGCCAUUGAAAUGUACAAGGAGGGUGAAUUUACUCCAGAAGCUUUGUUAAAAUUAAAAAUUGGGUAUGAAAAUUUAUUCAUUGAAGUGCCAAUUGUUAUUAGAAAUUCUGCAUUGACUAAUAUAAUGAUGUCAGAACUAUCUGAAAUGGUACCAGAAGAAGAUGGAACGAAUUUCUUGGAUUUGGGAACUGCAUCAGUAUUAGAAGGUCAAUUAAGAUGUUUAAUGGAUCGCGUUGACGAAUUAAAUCAAGAAGCAAUUAAAUUCAAUCGUUAUCAACAAUUAGUUAAUCGUCAGCAACAAGAUAAACAUCGUUAUCUCCAAAAACGUGCUCAAGAAAAUGCAGCUAGAGCAGCUAAAGACGAACCGCCACUACCGGAAGAAGAUAUUAAUAAACUAUUCCGCCCACAACCAGUUCCACCAAGAUUGAAUCCAAUGAUUGUAGCUGGUCAAAUUGAUACGUACAGUCGGCAUAUUUCUCAAUUUUGUUCACAAUCUUUGGCUAAACUUUACAUUACUCAAGCACUUCAAACAGCUAAAGAGGCUAAAAGCACAUAAUUUUUACAGAAUUUGUUUAAUUUAUACUUUGAUCGAUCUGUAAAUUGAAGUGUAAGUGAAAAAUUUAUAAUCAAUAAAUAACAAAGAUAACUUUCGAAAAAA